GCUGCUUUAACAUAUAAACUGUAAUCGACUCCGCUGCGCUUCGUCGGAGUGCGAUGAUGACAACAAUGCCGUCACUAAUUCCCUGUUCCAGUGAAAUUUCCCUGUUCACAAUUUUACGGGCAUGGCGAAUUGAAUAAACUCUAGUUUGUCAUCUUGAUCGCAGGAGGGACAGCUUCAUAACACACAGGGCUUUCUGCGACGCUCUAGCGGAAGAGACCGCGAGAGUGACCAACGCCGCCUCCAUUGCCGGAAGCGCCGACUACCUUCUUCUCCAACAGGGUUUAAACGCAAAUCCAAACGCGUUCCCCCAUCUCACGCCUCCAACUCAGUUUAAGCCUAACGCUGCCAGCAUUAAUCAAUUUCUGGACACGGGACUUGUCGCCGGCGCCUCCACUUUGUACGGCGACCUCAUCGGCUCGAACCCGAGGCGAUUCGAUUGGAUGCAGAGCAACAAGUUCCAACUGAGUACGUCGGAGUUCACUACCUCCGCUUUGCCGACCGCAAGCAGUUCCAACAGUGCAGUCGAUUUAUCGGCGAGCGCGCCUGCGCUGUUCGCCGCCGCCUCUCUGCAUCACCCGCCGGCGCCGGAUAUGUCGGCGACGGCGUUGCUGCAGAAGGCGGCGCAGGUUGGGGUGACCUCGAGCAUGGGGUUUGCAGGGAGCUUUGAGCCAUCACCAUACAGGUGCCAGAGCACGGCCGAUGGCAGCAAAUUCGACGGAGUGCUGUUCUCUCAGAAUCACGCGAGCAUGCUGAAAGACUUCCUCGGAGGAGAGACCAGGGAUUUCCUGGGCGUCGGCGUUGGACUGCAGUCUCUGUGCCAUUCGUCAGUCGACGGAUGGAUUUGAGGUCGCUGCAGUGACAAAACGACAGCGAAUUCAAAAGGCAUGCAAAAGCAGAUCCAUGUCCCUGUUCUUUUACUAAGCUCUAUAAUUGCCCUUUCAACUUUUGGAAUAUUUAUAGAGAUUGGCUUUGUUAGUGUCGAGUUGUGGAGUACAAGGGAUCGUAGUGGUGUACAUAAGCAUGCAUGUUUCUACUUUCUAGA
Molecule: messenger RNA, 1042 nt
Organism: Zingiber officinale
Lineage: Eukaryota; Viridiplantae; Streptophyta; Magnoliopsida; Zingiberales; Zingiberaceae
Exons: 1
Coding region: 441-845 (134 amino acids)
Source: RefSeq, a predicted model, not a curated record